Heterostelium album PN500 is the source of this 201-nucleotide messenger RNA. RefSeq lists its product as uncharacterized. NCBI's taxonomy places the organism in Eukaryota, Evosea, Eumycetozoa, Acytosteliales, Acytosteliaceae. Bases 1 to 201 code for a protein of 66 amino acids. The record is from RefSeq and is a predicted model, not a curated record. The transcript is spliced from 2 exons.
AUGAAAACGAUGAAACCAAACUUUAUCUUUUUGUUUGCUGAUACUUCUACACCAAGCUCUUGCUCCGAUGGCAACGAAAAGAAAUCGAAAACCUGGUGGAUUGCUACGAUUGCAAGUGUUGGAGGUGUUCUCGUUGUUGCAAUCGUAGAAGAAUCAAAAAUGAUGAGUAGCAAGUUAAUACAAUUUAAUGACACUAAAUAA